AUGACUUAUCAAAAUCGGGCCGAUUGUUUCUAUGGCCUUGGUUUUAAACCUUUCGCAAAAACCAACCCUUCUUUUGCAGAACGUCAAGUAAUCUUUAUUUUAUUUAUGACCUCUGACGUUUUGAAAGGAAGAUACAAUUCUUCACAAAUCAAAUUUGAAAAUAAUUUAACGACUAGUUUUCAAUAUAUUAUUAUACAGGCAGUGAUUGAACGGUGUGUUUUAGAAAUCAU
Molecule: messenger RNA, 230 nt
Organism: Racocetra persica
Lineage: Eukaryota; Fungi; Glomeromycota; Glomeromycetes; Diversisporales; Gigasporaceae
Source: the annotation of a GenBank genome assembly